Molecule: messenger RNA, 7017 nt
Organism: Amoebophrya sp. A25
Lineage: Eukaryota; Dinophyceae; Syndiniales; Amoebophryaceae
Source: the annotation of a GenBank genome assembly
AUGUACUUGAACAACCACAGAUCUGGUGGAUCCAGAUCGACCAAGGAUCCACGUAAAGGAUGUAUCGGUCUUGCCAAUUUGGGAAAUACCUGCUAUGCGAAUUCCGCUUUACAGUGCUUAUCACAUGCGAAAGCGUUCCAAAAAUGGAUGAGAAAGUGCGGCCCGGCUGCAAUGGGCAACCCGCCAGAUGCGAGAGCGUCUUGCUCGAGGAGACUGGUUUUUAAACCGUGAAUUGGAUCGCAUUGAGUACUUUCCUUGUUAUGCUCACGAGUCUCUGGGUGCUGGGAGAGGUGACGUCGCACUAGUAGCACAUCAUCAAGCACAUAUUCUUGUUUAAAAUAGAGUCGGCACUAGUGGUCCAGUGGGAAGAAUAUGAAAGCACUAUUCCUACUACAACAUCUACCGAUGUUCAUCCACCUCAGGUCUGGGAGUUGUUUGUUUUGUUUGAACGACAGUGGGGCAGUGCAUUUGAUGGACGGCCAUGCGAAGCCAUCGACUUCGUCCGCCAGCUUGCGGGUUACAACGCGAUGUACCUGGGUCAGCAGCAACACGACACGCAGGAAUUUCUGCGGAUGUUACUAGACUGUGUGCAUGAGGAAUUGAAACGAAAGAUUCCGAAGUACUUCGCUGCUCAUGUUAAGGCCAGUGACAGCAGUUUUUGUAUUCACGGUACUGCUACUGUCUGUGUUAGUGUGUAGUUCCACAGCGUAUUGCUAUCAUUUUACUAGCUUUCGAACUGUUUAUAAAUGCUAUCACAAGAUUGUCAUUGUACGCCAUGCUCUAAAGAUGAUUACGAGGACCACCGGUCGCUUGCAAUCUAUCCACCAUGCAGACUCAGCGCUCUCGACUAUGAGGAAAACUAUGAGCAAGACGUCGCGAAUUCACCCACGAGGCGAAGGGUAUCUUCAGUUGAUGAACAUUUGGAUUUGAUAUCAUCCGUUCCCCGAUCUCUUCGUUUUUUAGAAACAAACAUUUGAUGUUGAUGUCUUGCCCUCAACAAAUACAAAUACCUAGCCACUAAAAUUCAACCUUGUUUUUCCACCAUCUUGAUCAGGCGAUUCCUUUGCAUUUUCCUGCCGUGGGGGAAAGCGAAGAGAAGGAAGCUUUAUAUCAUGACAGUUCCAUCGUCUCUGAGGUGUUUGGGGGAACGAUUUGCUCCACUAUCACGUGCACAGAAUGUCGAAACAAGUCGCAUAAGGUAUCACAGCCCUUUCUCUUUUUGACUACAGUGUAUGAUUUGGUAGGACUCGUGCAUUGGUUUUUUUGUGGCCGUGGCUGUAUUCACCUCGCCAUUCGGCGGACACCCGUCAAUUAAGGUUAAGGAACUCCGUGUCCGUUCCUCAUAUUCAAGAAUUCUCACUGCUUGCACCAUUUCAUACUAUGACCCAGAUCGACCCUGUUUUUGACGUUAGUGUGCCGAUCCCAGCGGAGCCAGUUCCGAGUGACGAAAUGCAGAUGGGAACUGCGCAACAAGGAGGCUCCUCUUCAUCGACUAGAGGUAGCACUGGUUCUAGACCAGGCUCGUCACAAGCUUAUGAUGGUGCCCAUGGUGGUCAUUGUAGUGAAGAUACCAUAGUUCUGCGUGGUGAGAUCUUUUCGCAGAGACGACCUCAUGCUGAUGCUGAGAACUUUGUUGCAGUAAGUUGUACACAUUUACGUGAGUCCGUUAAUGCGUCAUUACUUUGAUUUCAUCAUUCCCGCAUCCUCUAAUUUUUGCAGAUGAACACAAAUCGAGUGGCGUCAUUUUUCGGAAAUCUAGGACGAAAUGUGCAGAAUCUGUUCUAUGAACGUGGGAUUGGACUCGACGACUGCAUACGCAAGUUUUGCGAACCCGAGCAACUUACAGGAAGCGAAAAGUAUGAUUGCGAAAAGUGCAAGAGAAAAACGAAUGGCGAAAAAAUUCUGUACAUCCGCCAGCUCCCAGAAGUACUCUGUAUUCACCUGAAGUUAUGGCUGGUAGAAUAAGUACCCAUAUUAAUUCCUGAACUCUCUAGAUGCCUAUGUCGCGGCUUAGAAGAUGCUUGUGUUUUUGAUGUGUCCGUUUGGAUGUGACAAGUGCUAGUGCCUUGCAGCCCCGUUUUUUUGUCAUGGUAGUCGCAAUAGAAACUCGACAUGAAUAUCACGACAAACUUGGGCAUAUAGAGAUGAGGGCGGUUUUUUUUUAUUUUUUUCCGGAAAACAGGGUUCUCCUUUAUAGUCAUAUGUGGACGAUAUGACUUGGAGACGGGAGGAAAGCCUGCAGGAGGUGCUUAUCAUGGGCUUUCCCCUGACCUUACCUUUCUUCUUUUUUUAGGAGAAACGCUAUCCUGUUAACAGAAUACGAGAAGGUAUUAGUAAGAUUUUCCACACGAGCAACACUCCCUAGUACUGUCCACUAUAAUACCCUUUAGAGUCUCCUAGUACCUUUUCUUGCUGUUGCUCUCUUCCAUCCCAAUGAAAACCUUAGGACUCUUUAUAUAUAGUUUACUCUCUCUCACAAAAAAUGAUCUCUACGGACGUACGCUGCAGAUGAGUCGGUGCUCUUGCACAAGAUACAACGAAUUUUUUCAUUUUUUCGAAGAAGGAUCGUUUCUUGAAUUCUAAGGCCUACGAGAUUAUUUUUGUCCAUCUAAUGAAGCGCUUCAGGUAUGAUCAGGGGUGGUUCGGCAACAAAAACACAAAACCAGUGAGCUUCCCCAUCGAUUGCCUCGAUAUGAAGCCUUACUUAGACCCUCACGCGCCACAAAGUCAUGCGUCCUCGCCUAUUGCAAGAGGCAAUGGCGUAGUUGCACCUCCAUUUAUGGUAUUGUGACUCCUCGCUCAAUGGGUUAGUUUUCUUACAGGUAAUGCUUGUAGAUCGCUCAUUCGCGAGUACUUAGAUCUGACUCCUCUUCUAUCAUGUCCACCUCGUCUAUAUCUCCCUCGUCUCUUCAUUGAUACCACUGCUGCGGUGUCGACGAGGUCCGCGUCUAGUGAGCAGACAGGGUCUUCCUCCUCGAGUCAGCAGACGAAGUAUCGCUUGAUCGGUCUGAUUCAGCACAGCGGCAACAUGGGUGGUGGGCACUAUAUCGCCUACUGCAGACACGCAAAAAGACCAAAUGAAUGGUACAAAAAUCUGGUGGAUCUUGAUCUACUCCUGAGCUUCAAAUUGAUUCAUCAUGAUCCUGGUGAUUGAGCAGAAGUAGAACUAGAUGAGGACUCGGCGCUUUCAGCGGUCGCGCUGAGUACAUCUCUACGAGAUUUCAAUACAGUGUUAUACUUCUAGCAUUCGUUCUAUGUACCAGGUGCAAAAGGAGCAACGCUCUCUGACGAACAACCUUAUUACAGGUUCGAAUACGAUGACUCGCGAGUAACAUCAGCGACGGAAGAGCAGAUAAAACAUGCAGAGCCCUAUGUUCUCUUCUACGAGAAAAUCCCACUAGAUCACCAGAAUGAAGAGCGAAAACGUGUAAAGACAUCAUACAAAGACCUGCAGAGACGCAUCCUGGAGAUGAUGAGGUAAUGACUGCUUUAUGUCAGCGUUCAUAAAAAGCCUACCCGGGAGUUAUUUCAGAGUUAAGGUGUUAUCGUUCUUCAUCUUCAUCAUCUCGUUGUAAGAAUAUAUACUUCGAUUUUUAUUCUGUACCCAAGACUCGUUGGAGGACGCUGAAAUACAGCAACCGUUUCCUCUCCGACAAGGAAAUAGUAACAUCAGGUUGAGCCUACGGAGCUGUGAGCAGCGGAACGACCCUAAGGGACCUAAGCCUCUUGACCUUGGUGAGAUUUAUCAGAAUCCACCACCAGAUCUAGGCGCCGUUGCUUUCAUCAGUCGUCGUUGGUAUGUUUAUGACAAAGAUCAGAAUUAGCGGUAGUUGUUCUUGGGGAGUAGGGUCGACAAAGACAAUGUUGAAAGAUACGUCUAGCUCUAGUCCUAGUUAUCAGUAACAGUAAGCCGUAAGGAAGGAAGAUUGUACUGUUUGUACUAGUGGCUUUUAUCUUAUUUUCUAAUAGCCCCGAUGUCGCACCAUGGCAGAGCCUGGUCCCUUGGACAACCAUUUGCUACUAUCACCUCACGGCUAUGUGGGAUGUACCCGCUUGUCGGUGGUCUGCGAAAAAUUUCUGCCCAUAUGCGCAGAAGUUUUCGAAGCCUUGCAGCGACAAUAUGGUGGUGGCCCCGCAUUACGAAAAAUCGGCAUAUGCAAGAAAAGUCUUGAUUACAUAGAUGCCUACAACUUCCGAAGGGCGCAGGAACUUAAGCUCGUCCAGAAGUACGACACGAAGGAUACAGGGGACGGACAAUUUUGGUACUAGUAAUCCGUCUUGUUUAUAGAUUUUAGAAGAAAAACUUGGGAAGUACAUCCUCUAGCUCUUUCAACGACACGGAGAACAACAAAUUGUGUACUUACAGUUGUCGCUCAGCUUCUGUUCUUGAUGCAGCUCACACUCCGCAAAAAAUGAAUUUAUUGAAAUUGAAACAGGUACCUCGUUGAUGCGUCCUGGGUCGCAAAUUGGAAACGGUAUGUGAAGAGCGAGCCUUGCGCUGACAUAGGAGAUAUGGUUCAUCCCUUGAAGGUGACGAAUUACCGUCUUUUCGAGUUGCCGAGUAAGGCGAACGACUUCUCAGUGCGGCCGCGACGCAAUCUGCGGGUGAAAGUCGAUUUUAUGGGCGUGAACGCAAGGGUCUGGGCACUGUUUCACCACUUCCACGGCGUGUUGAAUCCAAAGGUUGGAGACGAGUCGGCGGUGUGCCGAGUGGGCUUAGAAGUGGACUCACUACCUGGCGAAGAAGAGGUAGAUUUACGUCCUGAAGAGAUCGAUGCCGAAGAGUCCUUGGCAAGUCAACGCCUCUCCUGGCAGUAUGUCGAUGUCUUUCAUGGGGACUGGAACGCGUACCAGAAAUCUCGUUUUUUCCGUGAACCUCAGCCACUUGAGUCGGAAUUAGACCUCGGAGAAGGUGAGGGUGGACAAGAGCCCACCUCCAAUCAGCAGUCUUUUGUGAACAAGGUGGUUGCGAGCCGAGCGGAGGUGCCACUACAAGCGGCGCAGAAUGAGCAGAAAAAUGCCAUCCCCCCUGUGGAUGUGGUUGCUCGACAGGGACAGCACACCGUGGACAAGGAGAACUAUAGCUUGGACGCUCCACCUAUAGCUGCCGACACAAGAAGAGUCGUUGAGCGAGAUGCAGAGGCACAUGAGAUUAUGUUUCACCAUUCCGGUAGUAGAACAAGAAGAAUUCAUGAUAGAGGAGGACGCGCAACGCUUAAAAAUACGCUAAGAACCCGCAGAUCUACAGAGAUUUGUCUUUAUUUGAAAUCUAUUUCAUACACCAUUAUUUGAAAUCAAGAAUUACUAACUAUGUAUAUCUUUCCACUGUGAAGAUUGUGUGAACAGCUAGGUCUAGUCAUCGCGUCCGUUUUUGUCUAAGUACUGACAUACGCCACCCACCUGAUUCAUCAAUUUUAAUUUUUCUAAGGAGCUGUUGAGCCAAGCAACUACCAACGGUAUCCAUAAAAGCGCUGGCGCGGCCGCGCGGAUGAACUUUUAUCCCGAGGCUGCAGCUGAUGCGGGACCACAGGCUCAACCGGCAACAAUGAGAGGAAAUUCGAAGGAAGAGGUGGGAAGGCCCGCACAGGGUGUCCAGAAUGGCCACUCUAGGUCAGUCGAUGAAGAGAAGAAAUAUGCGUGUCGUGACAAAACAGACGGAGAUUAUUGUGCCAAAGAGGACGAAGGCGAUCUACGCAACGUAGAAAAUUAAGAUUUUCAGCUUUGUUUUCCUUCAUUUUCAUCAAUGAGAUUAAAUAUGAUUGGAGUUUGUGUGUGGUAUAACCUUUAUGUCAACUACUACGAAGAAAAAAUAUCUCCAAGCUGGCGAUGGGCUUGUUUUCCGCUUAUGGAGUCAAUCGUUUCAUUUUUUCGUGUUUAGCAAUGAUAACAGGGUUGAUAUGAAAAGCUCUUCAUCUCGUAUUUUUUUUUUCGCGUCUAUUUCUAACUCUAAUUAUAUGCGAACAUGAUGAAUGAACUGCCAAGCAAAAACGAUUUUGAGUUCCGGUGCGGCUCCAUAAGCGCUAAUGAUGUCGAUAUGCUGGAGGAAAGAUCUGCCUCGAAGGGCUCGUCACAGAUGAGUGACGGGAAAAUGGAAGGGGCAACUCCAUGAUGUAAAAUCCUAUGUUCUAUUAUCGUUGUCACUCUUAUUUUCUACCUGAGAAACUUGAGGAUGAUAGAUAAGAGAUUUUGCUUUUGGCUCCAUAUGUAUGCAACAAAGUGUAUUGAAAAUGAAAAAGCACAGAUCCUCUGGCUAUGCUGUAUACAAAAACAAAGUCAUGCAUUGAAAACAAAGUUUCGAAAUUUACUUCUACCUCUUUGUUGGAUAAACUUCAAUUCGAACAGAAUCUGGGUAACCAGGAAGACCGCGAGCAGCGGAGGCGCACUCGUCUCGAUAUAGAUAUAAGCAUAAAUAACGUGACUCAUAUUGCUGAAGCACGUUCUUUCUGUUCACAUUCAUUUUUUCAUGUAGUUCGAGCUCAAGCACCGCUGCGAGGCGCAGACCGAAGAGUAGACCACUAGAUUGAAAUCUCUUCUCAUAAUGUGCGGCUAGCAACUUCACUGACAUUUUUCAGUAAGGUGAUAGUGUCCGCAAGGCAUCGAUGACCUCAUCAUGAUCAUAAUUAUGAUGGAAGCAGUGAACUGCUCAAUAACUGCUCAUCAUCCCCUCACUUGUCAAGUUUUGUAGAAAUAAGGUAAGGCGUCGCAAAAUGAUUCCUUUUCAGGUCUGUUAGGACAAACGCAUCGUCAACAUUCAAGCCAAAGACUUAGCUUUAUUUUCUGAUCUUACUAGAUAACACUCAACAUCUGCUCAUACUUUUUUCCCAAUCUUCUUCUCCUUCAAACAACACCUCACGACUAUUCUGUUUGUUGCGCGCCAUGAGCAUGGCAUCGCAUGUACCUGCGAACAAGGUGGUGCAAAUAUCAACAGUGCUGGCCAAGGACGAUGACUUCUUACCACAUGUGACUUACUGUGCCCUUUCAGGAGGUAGAUUCUGGAUUUCGAAGUCGUUCUUUCGG